Messenger RNA from Coregonus sp. 'balchen', 684 nucleotides. The record is from the annotation of a GenBank genome assembly. Lineage: Eukaryota; Metazoa; Chordata; Actinopteri; Salmoniformes; Salmonidae.
AUGAACAUGGAGAACCAAGGAGCAACAGCAGACCCUCAGCUUCAGCAAUUCAUCGAAAUCGAGUCCCAAAAACAAAGGUUUCAGCAGUUGGUCCAUCAGAUGACUGAAGUGUGUUGGGUAAGAAACGUUUCUGCAAUGAUAUCUAGCAUGCUAGCUAGGUGAGCUAACUAGCUACUUGAACACCAAGUGAAUGAAUGCAUAGACAUGGACAGUUAGCCAAUAGUACAAUGGGCUUGUAGACUCCUUGAUUGUACUAACUAGUUUGUGUUUAGUAGCUAGUUAGUUGGUAAUGCCGGUUAGUUACAGCAUCAUUGGGACGUCCCAACUCUGACGUCACCCCAUUGAAGUUGACGUUUCAAACGGUUAAGGUUAGGGACGCCCCAAAGAUUCCGGAUAACACGAACCGUAAAAUAGUGUUUUAAAUGUGAACAAGUUAUUCAUGCAUGAUGCAAUGUCCUCCACUCCAUGCAAUGACGUGAUCCAACCAAUGAUUGAACACCUGUCUGCUCUGGUUCCCUACAGGAGAAAUGCAUGGACAAACCUGGGCCAAAGCUGGACUCCAGGACAGAGAUCUGCUUUGUGAACUGUGUAGAGCGCUUCAUUGACACUAGCCAAUUCAUCCUGAACAGACUGGAGCAGACACAGAGGAGUAGGGGCUCCUUCUCAGAAUCCAUGUCUGAAUAG